CCGUGAGGGCUAAACGGCGAACGGCCGGCGCCGUCACUGGGCGAGGGAUAAAACACCGCGCGUCUGCUCGCCAAGAAAACCUGGGGAUAUUUGGAAGAGCAGUGACUGGAGACACUGAGGUAUCGAAUUCCUCCAGAAAUUGGAGCUUUGGAGUAGUUUACUCGGAUGGGGGAUCAUGUUGCGGUGGAUGUCGGGGGGCUCAUAGCGUCCCGCGCCGGUGAGGCAGUGGGGCUGCCGUCCUGCGGGAAGGAAGUGGCGGCGCUGAUUGGGAUGGUGGAGUGCCGCAUCUGCCAAGAGGAGGACCUGCCCAAGAAUCUUGAGAGUCCCUGUGCUUGCAACGGCAGCCUAAAGUAUGCUCACAGGGAGUGUGUGCAGCGAUGGUGUAAUGAAAAGGGGGACAUAAUCUGUGAAAUAUGCCAUGAGUCGUACAAGCCUGGUUACACCGCCCCACCCCGGAUACAGCACGAUGAGACUACUAUAGAGAUAAGUGGCAAUUGGUCCAUCUCUGGCAAUCAUCUGGAAUUACAUGAUCCUCGAAUCUUGGCCAUGGCGGCUGCUCAGCACCAUUUACUUGAAGAUGAGUAUGAUCAAUAUACCACAACAAACAAUAACGCUGCUGCCUUUUGCCGCUCAAUAUUUCUGAUUCUAAUGGCUCUUCUGCUCUUGAGGCACACACUAACCAUCACUAGCAGCGAUGAUGAAGAUGAUGCGUCUGCUAUUUUCUCGUUAUUCCUUUUGAGGGCGGCUGGAUUUCUUUUACCAUGCUACAUCAUGGCUUGGGCUAUUAGUAUCAUGCAGCGUCAGAGACAAAGACAGGAAGAAGAAAUGCUAUUACCAACAGAAGUGGCAAUCAUUCUCCAUCCGAAUGGGACGAUGCAGUUCACCGUCUCACCUGAAAUUCCUGCCUCACCUCGUCUGGAACCAGCCCAGUAGAAAUUUAUCAGAGCAGGCUCAUUUUGUACAAGAUAUGAUGGGCCUUAGCAUCUGCGGUUCAGGUGGACGGAAUCAAGCUGUUUCUGUGAUGGGAUUUCAGAAUCCCUUGUACAUAAAGAUAUAGUGUUCUCUUUCAGUAACUGAAUACAGGCUGAAUUAACUAGAGUUAUAUCGUGUUA
Molecule: messenger RNA, 1112 nt
Organism: Lolium perenne
Lineage: Eukaryota; Viridiplantae; Streptophyta; Magnoliopsida; Poales; Poaceae
Biological process (GO): protein ubiquitination
Cellular component (GO): membrane
Molecular function (GO): zinc ion binding; ubiquitin-protein transferase activity
Source: RefSeq, a predicted model, not a curated record